UCUUUCUUGUUUAUUUCUCUUUCAUUAUAAAGAUUUUUGGCUUUUUUUCUCUUGAUUUGCUUUCCUAUCAGUUUUCUCCUCAUUUUGUUCUUGAGUCUUCUCAUCAAUAGUUCAGUUCUCUCCAUUAAAACCAACAAAUCCUCAUUUGCCACUGAAAAUUUGUAAGAUGUGUGUAUUGGUUUCAUCAACUGUUAUAUUUACGUUCAAAUUAAGAUGUUCCCGGUAUUUCAGUCCCUUCUAUCAGAGGUCUCAAAGUCUUACCAGACAAUAUCAAUAACCAAGCAAUUGCAUGCUUUAAUUGCGAAAACUCAACUGUCUUCUGACCCAUUUUACGUCACUAAAAUCCUCAGAUUCUACGCGCUCAAUCAUCAACUUUGCUCUGCCCGUAACUUGUUCGAUACAACUCCUCACAGAAGCGUUUUCCUUUGGAAUUCCAUUAUUCGGGCUUAUGCACAGGCGUAUAAAUUUGAUGAUGCAAUAACGCUCUUCUUACAGAUGCUUAGAACAGUAACCAAACCCGAUAAUUUCACAUACGCUUGUGUUAUACGAGCGUGCUCUGAGAAUUUUGAUCUAGAUGUGCUCAGGAUUGUUCACGGGGGAGCAAUAAUUUCUAGGUUCGGUUUGGAUUCGAUUUGUGGGAGUGCACUUGUAACAGCUUAUUCAAAGUUAGGCCUUGUUGGUGAAGCAAGCAAGAUUUUUAAUGGUAUACCAGAACCAGAUUUGGUUUUAUGGAAUUCCAUGAUAUCUGGUUAUGGGUAUUGCGGACUUUGGGAUAAAGGGUUGUUGUUCUUCAAUUGGCUGCGAGGAGUGGGAAUUAAGCCAGAUGGGUAUACUUUGAUAGGGUUAAUCAUGGGUUUGACGGAUAACAGCUUGCUGAAUGUUGGCCAUGGUGUUCAUGGGUUUUGUGUGAAAAAUAAUUUUGAUUCCAACCCUCAUAUUGGUAGUGCACUUGUUAGCAUGUAUUCAAGAUGUAAGUGCAUGGAUUCAGCAUAUAUUGUUUUUAGUAGUAUAUUUCAGCCUGACUUAGUUACAUGGUCUGCUUUGGUAACUGGAUAUCUUCAGUGCGGACAAAAUGAGAAGGUGCUGCUCUUUUUCAAGAAGCUGAAUAUGAAUGGCAAAAAAGCAGAUUCCAUCUUGAUUGCCAGUGUGUUGGCAGCGUCUGCUCAGUUUGCAAAUAUAAGGCCUGCAAAGGAGAUACAUGGUUAUGUUCUUCGACAAGGAUUAGAAUCAAAUAUAUUGGUUUCUUCUGCUUUGGUAAAUACAUAUUCGAAGUGUGGUUUUGUGGGUUUAGCAAUUCAUGUUUUUAAGAUUAUGCCAAACAGGACUACAAUUUCUUACAAUUCUAUAAUUUUGGGUCUAAGUUUGCAUGGGCUUGCCUCCCAGGCAUUUGGAAUAUUUAGUGAGAUGCUGGAGAUGGGAGUAAGACCAGAUGAAUCAACUUUCUCUGCCCUCCUUUCUGCUUGUUGUCAUGCUGGGCUUGUUCAUGAUGGUCGUGAAGUGUUCAGAAGGAUGAUAGAAGAAUUUUACAUCCAAGCUAGAUCGGAGCAUUAUGUUCACAUGGUAAAGCUGCUUGGAAUGGCUGGAGAGUUGGAACAGGCGUAUGAAUUUAUUAUAUCCUUGCCAAAACCAGUGGAUUCUGGCAUCUGGGGAGCUCUAUUAUCAUGCUGUGACUUUCAUCAGAAUACUGAGUUGGCUGAGCUUGUAGCCAAGCAGCUUUUUGAAAGUGAACCAAAAAAAGGUGCUUACAGAGUUAUGCUUUCUAAUAUAUAUGCUGGUAGCGGGAAGUGGGAUGAAGUGAAGAAGUUGAGGGAUGGUAUAUCUGAAAAUGGAGUUACAAAAUUGCCAGGGCUUAGCUUGAUUGAAUGUGAUGGCGGUUAAUAUAUGAAAUGAUCAAUCAAUCAUAGACCUGAUUGUUCUCUGUGAAGGUAACUUUAUCAAAUGUUACUGUCCUGAAUUUUUUUCCUUGUAUGUCAAUUUUAUAUGGACCACGUAAACUAUAAACAGAAAACAGAAAACUGAAAACUAAGACAUUGCUUUGUUCUCCAAAAACAUCAAAUUAAUGCAUAAUUAAGUGACACUAGGUUUGAUGAGA
Carica papaya (papaya) is the source of this 2092-nucleotide messenger RNA. NCBI's taxonomy places the organism in Eukaryota, Viridiplantae, Streptophyta, Magnoliopsida, Brassicales, Caricaceae. The record is from RefSeq and is a predicted model, not a curated record.